CAUCAAUUGUUCCUCAAGGUGCCAGAAUUUACACUGAGAAGUUCUCAUGUUCUGGCGAAUCAUACGUUAGAUAUUUGGUAAACGAUGCCGUAAUUCCAAUCCAAACCUGUGCAACAGGUCCCGGAUUUUCUUGUAAAUUAGAUGAGUUUGAAGAGUAUGUCGACGACAAUAUUGGUUGGGAGGACUUUAAUGAAUAUUGUGGCAUUGAACCAUCUGUUCCACAAAGCCUUACCUUCUACUGGGACUACAUGAAUACCACCUACAAUGCUCCACUUGGUGACUUUUAA
Messenger RNA from Lodderomyces oxycetoniae, 287 nucleotides. RefSeq lists its product as uncharacterized. Lineage: Eukaryota; Fungi; Ascomycota; Pichiomycetes; Serinales; Debaryomycetaceae. The annotation marks the transcript as partial. Gene Ontology annotation, molecular function: acid phosphatase activity. The record is from RefSeq and is a predicted model, not a curated record. The transcript has a single exon. Gene Ontology annotation, cellular component: fungal-type cell wall.